AUGUCUGCGGAAGUAGCUGCGAUGAACCCGACCCUCCCCGCGGUCUCCUCGUACUUUAUGCAGAAGGUCCACGAGCUCCGGGCGAGUGAGAAACGGCAGAUGGACAACUUCCAACGGCUGGAGGCGCAGCGGAAUGCCCUCAACCGGCGGGUCUGUCACCUCAAGGAGGAGGUUCAACUCCUCCAGGAGAGCGGCUCUGUCGUCGGGGACGUUGUGCGGGUGAUGGGAAAGGCUAAAGUCCUCGUGAAGGUCGGCAGUGGGCAGGGAAAGGUUGUCGUAGAGGUGGAGAAGAACAUCACUAUGUCGGAGCUCACGCCGAAUACGCGUGUGGCCCUGCGGAGCGGGUCCUCGGCGAUUCAUUACAUCCUCCCGACGAAGGUCGACCCGUUGAUCUCGCUGAUGAAGGUAGAAAAAGCAGGGAAAGAGUCGACCUACGACGAGAUCGGCGGGCUCGCGCGGCAGGUGAAGGAGAUUAAAGAGGUUAUCGAGUUGCCGGUGAAGCACCCGGAGCUGCUUGAGGCGCUCGGGAUUGCGCAGCCAAAAGGGGUCCUCCUCUAUGGGCCACCGGGGACGGGGAAGACGCUGCUUGCGCGCGCGGUUUCACACCACACGGAGUGCACGUUUAUCCGCGUUAGCGGGGCGGAGCUCGUCCAGAAGUACAUCGGUGAGGGCGCGCGGAUGGUCCGAGAGCUCUUUUUGAUGGCUCGCGAACAUAGCCCGUCGAUUAUUUUCAUGGAUGAGAUUGAUUCCAUCGGCUCCACACGGAUGGAGGCGGGCCCGCUCGGGGACAGCGAGGUACAGCGCACGAUGCUCGAACUGCUCAACCAGCUUGACGGCUUCGAGUCCACGCAGAAUAUCAAAGUCAUCAUGGCGACCAAUCGGAUAGACAUUCUCGACGAGGCCCUUCUUCGUCCUGGGCGAAUUGAUCGCAAGAUCGCUUUCCCUCCACCAGACGAGGCCGCGAGGUUGGAGAUUCUGCGGAUCCACUCGCGGAAGAUGAACCUCACGCGAAGUAUUAACCUCAAGGUGAUUGCGGAGAAGACGCCGAACUGCUCAGGUGCGGAGAUUAAGGCGGUCUGCACAGAGGCGGGGAUGUUCGCCUUGCGUGAACGACGUGUUCACAUCACGCAGGAGGAUUUCGAACUCGCAGUGGCUAAAGUGAUGCACAAGGAUCAGGAUAAGAAUAUAUCACUGAAGAAAAUGUGGAAAUAA
Phytomonas sp. Hart1 is the source of this 1212-nucleotide messenger RNA. The record is from the annotation of a GenBank genome assembly. NCBI's taxonomy places the organism in Eukaryota, Euglenozoa, Kinetoplastea, Trypanosomatida, Trypanosomatidae.